AUGUUAUCUCAAUCAAACUGCCGCCUGUCCGAAAAGACAACCCUCAUAACUGGCGGUGCCUCGGGGAUUGGUUUGGCAGUAGCCCAGGUCUUUCUGAGCGAAGGAGCGAAGGUGUUCAUUAUCGACUAUUCUGCUGCAAAUAUCGAGUCAGCCCGAACGCUAUUGCAGUCCCGAGGCUAUAAUCCCACCAACUAUAUCUUUCACCUUGCUGAUGCGGCGGAUGAGGAGUCAGUAAUUUCUUUUGUGGACAAUUGUGUUUGUGACUUUGGCGGGUUGGAUAUCGCAAUCUUCAACGCCGGCAUUGGGGGCAAGCAGAAACCACUGUCUCAGUCAUCUGCCGAAGAGUAUGAUGACAUUAUGAGAAUCAAUGCUCGUGGCCGAGUCAAGUAUUGCGCCGCGAAGAUGCAAAGUCUUGGUACUCCAGGUAGUAUCAUCAUUACCGCCAGUGUGGCUAGCCUAAUGGCACCCCCAGGCCUCUGUGCAUACAACAUGUCCAAGUUUGCGGCUCGCGCUCUCACGGUGACUGCUAGCUUGGAGUAUGCAAAGGAUAAUAUCCGGGUUAAUGCAGUGUCGCCAGGGCUACAAGACGUGCAAGCUCAAGUCCGCGAGAUUCCACUAAGAAGAAUAGCAGAUCCGGCAGAGGUAGCAAAAGUAUUUUUAUUUCCGGCCAGUGAUGACGCAUCAUUUGUGACUGGUAGCAAUUACCGGAUUGAUGGUGGCGUGGUGAACCAUUAA
Aspergillus pseudoviridinutans is the source of this 735-nucleotide messenger RNA. RefSeq names its product SDR family NAD(P)-dependent oxidoreductase. The transcript is spliced from 4 exons. Gene Ontology annotation, molecular function: oxidoreductase activity. The record is from RefSeq and is a predicted model, not a curated record. NCBI's taxonomy places the organism in Eukaryota, Fungi, Ascomycota, Eurotiomycetes, Eurotiales, Aspergillaceae. Bases 1 to 735 code for a protein of 244 amino acids.